CCCUGGUCUGUUGGAAAGAAGAGCAAGGAGAUGACGUCCGGGAGCCGCUUGUGGUUGGCGCUGGCUGGGGUGCUGCUAGUGCUGGCCGUGAUAACCGGUCCGGUUGAUAGCUAUUCACCGUUUAAGAAGGGACCACAGCAUGGUUCGUUUACCCGUACAUCGCCAGCUAAUGGAGAACGUGGCACGGUACGGGAGCGUGAACGUGAGCGGGAACGCGAGCAGCAGGAACGAUUGGCAACACCGUACGUAGGUCCGCUGGUGGGACUGGAAGGUGGUGGCAACCGGGCAGCCAACGACUUCCUCGAGGAUGUCGGUAAGAACGUUUUCGACACCGUGUAUCACUGGAAGGUGAUCGACUUCAUGUACCCGUCGCUGCAGUUGCGUAAUAACGCCAUUCGGACACGAGAAUUCAUCCCGGAGAACAAUCUACCGCUCGGAGUGGAUCGAUUCCGCGAUCGGUUGUUCAUAACCACACCACGCUGGAAUCCUGGUGUGCCGGCUACUCUGUCCUAUCUUCCACUGCCCGCCCAAGAUCGUAGCCAACCGUUGAUGCCAUACCCGGACUGGACUUACCAUACGUCACCACGCAACCCAGACUGCUCCAAGAUGAUGUCCGUCUAUCGCAUCCAGGUGGAUGAGUGCGAUCGCCUUUGGGUGCUGGAUGCGGGUGUUACCGACACUCUGACCAACCUGCAGCAGGUCUGCCCACCGAAGAUUAUGGCAUUCGAUUUGCAAAACGAUGAACUUCUCUUCACGUACGUACUGCCAGCGGAACAGGUGAAGGAGGACUCGCUUCACACGAACAUCGUGGUGGACGUACGAGAUGGCCAGUGUGACGAUGCGUUCGCGUACGUCGCUGAUGUGUGGCGCAACGGUAUUACCGUGUUCGAUAUGCGCAAGUUCAAGAGCUGGCGUACGACGAACCAUCUCUACAACCCGAACCCGUUGGCCAGCGACUACAACUAUCAGGAGCUCAACUUCCAGUGGUCGGAUGGUGUGUUCGGUAUGUCACUCGCUCCGGUCCAUCGUUCGGGAGAUCGCAUGCUACUCUUCCACCCCAUGUCCAGCUUCAUGGAGUUCCAGGUUCCGGCCUCCAUCCUGCGCAACGAAACGGUCUGGGAAGGAUUCGGACUGGCAGCGAAGGCAUUCCAACCGGUCGGUACCCGUGGCCGCAUGGGCCAAUCAUCUACGGCCGGUGUCGGAAAGAACAAUGUGCAGUUCUUUACGCUCGUCCAGCAGUCCGGUGUCGGUUGCUGGGAUCUUGGCAAGCCUUACAACCGCAAUAACCUCGGCGUAGUGGAGAAGAACGCACAGAAGCUGACCUUCCCGAACGAUCUGAAGGUUGACCGCGAACCACAACAAUCGCUGUGGGUGAUGAGCAACAAACUGCCCGUCUUCCUGUACGACAAACUCGACUACACGCAGACUAACUUCCGCGUGCUGAUGGCAGACGCACGGAAGGCUAUCGAGAACACCGUGUGCGAUCCGCGCGUACCGCCAAGUUUGGCGUUCGAUGCCGCCCAGCUCGAGUGUGAGUUGGAGCUGUAA
This is a messenger RNA of Anopheles maculipalpis, 1548 nucleotides long. Its product is annotated as protein yellow-like. The transcript has 2 exons. NCBI's taxonomy places the organism in Eukaryota, Metazoa, Arthropoda, Insecta, Diptera, Culicidae. Bases 31 to 1548 code for a protein of 505 amino acids. Gene Ontology annotation, cellular component: extracellular region. The record is from RefSeq and is a predicted model, not a curated record.